AUGAAGGUGAUUCCGAGCAUUUUGGCCCUCGGCGCCUUUGUCGUCUUCAGCACGGAGACAGCUUGUGCUCAAGAUGCCGUUGAAGCUGCGCCUGGUACUGAGCUGUUCGAGCAAUACCGCCCAGUUUACCACUUCACCCCUCGCGAGAAGUGGAUGAACGACCCGUGCGCGCCGUACUACGAUGAAGCCACCGGUUUGUAUCACAUGUUCUACCAGUCGAACCCGAACUCGACAGUAUGGGGCAACAUGACGUGGGGCCAUGCCGUGUCGAAGGACCAAGUGACCUGGGAGGACUACCCAGAUGCGCUUCACCCGUUCGAGGAUAAAUGGGACAACCUCGGCGUGUUUUCGGGUUUCGCGAUGAACAAUGCUAUUGACGGCAAGCACACAGUAUUCUACACGGGUGUCACUGCUCUCCCUAUUUCAUGGAAGAAAGAAUAUCUUUUCGGUGAGCACGUCGUGUACGCGACUACAGACGACGGCGGCAAGACCUGGCAGAAGGGCGGCGAACCUUUGAUCGAGCUACCCCCGCAGGGUCUAAACGUGACCGGUUGGCGUGACCCGAUGCCUUUCCAUUCCAAGUCCUUGGAUGCUCGCUUUGGCUAUGACGCCUCUAAGGGCAGCAACUACAUCCUUGUCGCUGGUGGCAUCCACAACGUCGGUCCGCGUAUUUUCCUUUAUCACGCGGAGGACUACGUGAACUGGGAGUACAAGGGCUACCUUCUAUCACAGGAGAAAAACACGACAUUCUCUCCCUACAGCGCCAACUGGGGCUACAACUUCGAGACCACCAUUUACCGCGAAAUGACAGAUGAGGAUGGUGAGCUCCACAACGUGAUGCUGUUUGCUGCUGAAGGUGAUCCAAAUCGGUACCCGAUGUGGGCCACGGGCUCGUUCUCCGGUGGCGGCUGUGGCGUGGAGGUCGACCCUGAGGCGGGUCUGUUUACUCCUCUGAUGGUCGGUGUGUCGGAUCGCAGUGACUGGUACGCCAACAGCAUCUACACAGACGAGGACGGUAAGAAUGUACUGAUCGGUUGGAUCACCGAGGACAACAACUUCACCACGGGACAGCCCCAGGGCUGGGACGGCAUUUUGUCAGUGCCCCGCGAGGUGGGGAUCACCAUUGUGCGCGAUAUCUAUGACGUCGACGAGCACCUGGUCGGCAAGGGCGACUGGAUCGUGUCCGACUCAAAGGACGUAUCGUGUGCCGACGGAUCGACAAAGCAGAGCAAGACCAUCAAGACGCUCGGUGUUAAGCCACUGAGUGACCUGCAGUUGCUCCGUAACGUAGACGCACUCGAGCAGGUGGCCAGCGUGUCCGUGAAUGGAUCAUCGCAGGUGCUGAACUCGACGGGUGCUUCAUUCGAGCUGAUUGCUGAAGUUUCGGACUUUGAACGCGGCAGCAAGGUUGGCUUUGAGGUUCGCCGUAGCUCGGCUGGCGAUGAGGUGACGACUAUCUUUUACGACGACGCGGAGAAAAAGGUGACCAUUGACCGCUCCAAGAGUUCGACAGCUGAAUGCGCUGUGUUCAAGGACAACGGCGUGAAGCCGAUUUCGGACUCUGUGUGGGGCUUCUUCUAUCUGUACGACCUGUUCACGGGUGCUUCGCAGAACGAGGUGUGCGAAGCUACCCGAGAAAAGCUGAGCUUCCACGUGUUCGUGGAUGUGUCUAGCGUGGAGGUGUUUGUGAACGGCCGCUUCUCGCUGUCGGCUCGCGUGUACCCGUGUGCCAGCCAGACGAAGUCGGACGGCAUUGCUCUGACGGCUUCCGCUAACGCAACAUUCGAAAACGUGCAGGUCUGGACGGAGCCUAAGCACGCCUGGGCUGAGACCCGCACAGUGCCCACUUUUUAA
This is a messenger RNA of Phytophthora infestans T30-4, 1854 nucleotides long. RefSeq names its product glycoside hydrolase, putative. NCBI's taxonomy places the organism in Eukaryota, Oomycota, Peronosporomycetes, Peronosporales, Peronosporaceae. Gene Ontology annotation, biological process: sucrose catabolic process. The record is from RefSeq and is a predicted model, not a curated record. The transcript has a single exon. Gene Ontology annotation, molecular function: sucrose alpha-glucosidase activity. The coding region runs from base 1 to 1854 and encodes 617 amino acids.